Molecule: messenger RNA, 1788 nt
Organism: Morchella importuna
Lineage: Eukaryota; Fungi; Ascomycota; Pezizomycetes; Pezizales; Morchellaceae
Exons: 5
Coding region: 1-1788 (595 amino acids)
Biological process (GO): transmembrane transport; nucleobase transport
Cellular component (GO): plasma membrane
Molecular function (GO): nucleobase transmembrane transporter activity
Source: RefSeq, a predicted model, not a curated record
AUGGCAUCUUCAUCCUCAUCAUCAUCCUCCUCCUCCCCACCACCACCCUCUUCGACAGCUCGCGCACUUGAGGGAGAACCAUUGCUCGGGUAUAGACGGCCACACACGAUGAGCGCAAAAACGAGACUGGGAAGGCUUGUGAAGAGGCUGGAGACGGAGCAUGAGGAGGGAUUGACGAAUGCGCAGUUGAUGCUGACGAAUGAUGAUUUGAAGCCUGUUGAGCCUGCGCGGAGGACAUGGGGUCCAUGGAACUUUGUCGGUUUUUGGAUUGCCGAUUCAUUUAAUAUUAAUACAUGGAUGAUCUCCUCCUCGAUGAUCAUCGCCGGUCUCUCCUGGUGGCAGUCAUGGCUUUGCGUCUGGAUCGGUUACUUCUUCGCUGCAAGCUUCAUUUGUGCCACUGGCCGCAUCGGCGCAACCUACCAUAUCGGCUUCCCCGUCGUCGCGCGCUCGUCCUUUGGAAUCUGGGGCUCCCUCUGGCCCGUCUUUAACCGCGCCGGUAUGGCCUGUGUCUGGUACGGCGUGCAGUCCUGGAUCGGGGGUGAAUGUAUCUACCUCAUGAUACGCUCGGUCUGGACGGCGUUCGAGGAUGUGCCAAAUACGUUCCCAGACAGUGUGGGCACGACGACAAAGUACUUUGUCUCGUUCUUUAUCUUUUGGUUGAUAUCGCUGCCGGCGAUUUGGUUCCCUGUGCACCAGAUCAGACACCUAUUUACGUUCAAGGCGUUUGUGGUGCCUAUUGCUGGCUUUGCGUUCUUUGGGUGGAGUGUGCACAAGGCCGGCGGGUUGGGCCCCAUCGUGCACCAGCCGAAUACUGUUCAUGGGAGCACUCUGGCAUGGGCCUUUGUGAGCGGCAUCAUGAGCUCAAUUGCGAACUUUGCGACGUUGGUUGUGAAUGAUCCUGAUUUUACUCGUUUUGCGACUAAACCAAGCGACUCGCUGUGGUCCCAGCUGAUUUCAAUUCCCUGCUCGUUCGCCCUGACCUCCUUCGUCGGCAUCAUUGUCUCCUCCUCCUCAAUGGUAAUCUACAAGGAGGCCAUCUGGAACCCCCUCUCCCUCCUUGAGCGCUUCGUCCAAGAAGGCGGCUCCGGCAACCGCGCCGGCGUCUUCUUCAUCUCCGCCGCCUUCGCGCUAGCCCAACUUGGGACCAACAUCGCCGCAAACUCCGUCUCGGCGGGCUCGGACACCACCGCACUCCUCCCCCGCUUCAUCAACAUCCGCCGCGGCGGCUACCUCUGCGCAACCGUCGGCCUCGCAAUGUGCCCGUGGAAACUCCUGUCGACGACCAACAACUUCACUCUGUAUCUCUCCUCGUACUCGGUCUUCCUCUCAUCCAUUGCCGGUGUCAUGCUUUGUGACUACUAUGUGGUCCGCAAGGGCUACUUAGAGAUCCGCUCGCUGUACACGGCGAGAAAGUCGGCGCCGUACUACUAUACGUACGGUAUCCAUUGGCGUGCAUAUGUGGCAUACGUUGCUGGCAUCUUGAUCAACGUUGUUGGCUUUGCGGGCGCUAUUGGCAGGAAGGUACCGAUUGGGGCGACGUAUAUAUACAAUGUGAACUUCUUUGCCGGGUUCCUUGUUUCGUCGGCCGUCUACUGGGGGCUCUGUAAGGUAUCGCCAAUCCCGGCCUGUGCGGAGACGUGGACAGAGGUGGGUGAUGAGAUCACGGAGGUGAGAUUGGCGGAGGAUGAUGGUGAUAGCAGUGGAUAUGAUGUUGAGGGAGGGAGGAAAGAGGAGGGGAAGGGGGAGAGGUGCAUAGGCAGGGAUAUGGCACGGAUGCUUAUUAGUUAG